AUGGAGGUACAAUGCGUGGCUGCCGCUCCUACCCCAGUAAUUGAGGAUGUUGGUGUACUUGCCGAACAAUGGUCAACCGAGGAGCUAAUACGUUUCUCCAUUCCUGGGGAAGAGGGAAGAUAUUUUUUGAUCGGGAAUUCAUUAAGCAUGGCCGAACGUGAGGAGAUGUACCAAUUCUUGAUGAGAAACAUAGAGGUCUUUGCUUGGACUCCACAAGACAUGCCGGGCGUGGAUCCUUCGUUCGCCAUGCACUCAUUGAAUGUAGAUCCGAAUAGGCGACCGGUUGUGCAAAAAGUCCGACGCUCGUCAGCCACACAUACCGAAGCUGUGAUUGCAGAGGUGAAUCAACUAUUGGAAGCUGGCGUCAUUCGGGAAGUGCUAUAUCCCACCUGGCUUGCCAACCCGGUGGUUGUCCCGAAGAAAAAUGGGAAGAUACGGGUUUGUGUCGAUUACACGAACCUCAAUGAUGCCUGCCCUAUGGAUCGAUUUCCACUUCCUCGGAUUGAGCAGAUGGUAGAUGCAACGGCAGGAUGUGAACGCUUGAGCUUCAUGGAUGCGUAUCGGGGCUAUCAUCAAAUAGCUUUGGAUCCGGAAGAUCAGGAAAAGACGGCCUUCAUCUCGCCUCGGGGAACUUUCUGCUACAAGGUUGUCCCGUUCGGCCUAAAGAAUGCAGGCGCCACCUUCCAGCGCUCCAUCACGAAGAUGUUUCCUAGCAUGCUCGGCGUUAAAGUAGAAGCUUAUAUUGACGAUUUGGUUUGCAGAAGCUUAUUCGCUCGGGAUCACCUUCGGGAUCUGGGAGAGGUCUUUGCUGUUCUAAAACAUAGGAAGCUACGUCUCAACGCCAAGAAGUGUGCAUUCGGUGUUAGCUCGGGGAAAUUCCUAGGGUAUAUGGUGAGUCGCCGAGGAAUCGAAGCUGACCCUACCCAAAUUUUGGCUGUGCAGAGGCUCCGAGCUCCGACGACUAUUAAAGAGGUACAGCGGCUCACGGGGAUGGUUGCUGCCUUGAACCGUUUCAUUCGACGUUCGAGCGAUCUCUGCCGAUCGUUCUUCCGCGCAAUCACGACGAGCCGACGCAGAUUUGUAUGGACAGAGGAGUGUGAGCAGGCUUUGCAAUCUUUAAAGCAAUACCUAUCUCACGCUCCUUUGCUCGUCAAGCCCCUACCUGACGAAGACCUGUAUCUGUACCUUGUUGUUUCUGAUCACGCUACGAGCGCGGUUCUUGUUCGGAAAGAGGGAUUGGAGCAUCAACCGAUCUUCUACUCCAGCAAAACGAUGAUGGACUCUCAGACAAGGAUUGUGGUCCUCACUGAGUUUCCACUCAGAGCUGUCCUUCGGAAGACAGACACGUCGAGUCGGAUCCUGAAGUUCUCCCAAGACUUGGCCAAUUUCGACAUCCAAUUCGAACCACGGACGGCCAUCAAGGGUCAGGCCUUGGCAGAUUUCUUUGCCGAGCUCACCCUCGGCUUGCAAGACGAAGCCAAUGCUCUGGCCACUGGCGUUGAAGAAGCUCGAAAACGAGAGGAAGAGGUUCUUGAAGGCCCUUCCAACUGUCCUUCGGAGCCCCUUCGUGCUCGGGCUGGGGCAGGUAUCGUCCUGGUGUCUCCGAGUGGGACGGUGCACGAAAGCGUCGUCUCGAUUGGAUACCCGGCGACGAACAACGAAGCAGAAUACGAAGCCCUGAUUGCAGGCCUCCAACUUGCUCUUCGGCUUAACGCAGAUUCGGUGCAUGUCUUUUGUGAUUCACAGCUGAUUGUGGGUCACUUAAACGAAGAUUAUCAAGCCAAAGACCAGCGUAUGAAUGCCUACGUCUGCCACGUACUAGCUUUGUUCGGCGGGUUUGGCCGAGUAGAAGUGGAAUGGAUCGCUCGGGAGCACAAUGCACACGCUGACGCCCUUGCAGGUCUUGUUUCAGUUUACAAGACCUCGGGCGGUCGCACUAUUACUUUCGAUGAAGUGGCAACACCGAGCUUUGAGCGGCCGUGCGAACAGGUGAUGGCCAUCUCCCUUGGUUUAAGUCAGCUGGACCCAGUGAUCGCUUAUUUAAAGAACCAAGUGGUACCAACGAACAAGCGAGAAGCUUACAAGCUCCGUUGCCGAGCGGCUAACUUCUUCCUUGGUCCGAACGAUGACCUUUACCGACGAACAUUCACCGGACCAGAUCUACGUGUCGUCCACGACGACCUUGUACAAGCUGUUCUGGAGGAACUCCAUUCGGGAAGUUGUGGUGCGCACUUAGGCGGACGAUCCCUUGCACACCGAGCGUUAACACAUGGCUACUGGUGGCCGAAGAUGGUGAAGCAGUCCGAGGACUACGUCAAGCAGUAUAACAAUGCUCUUGUGGGUGCCGAGUUAGAUUUAGCCGAAGAACUACGCGACAAUGCUAACCUUAGGCACGCCGCGUACCAGCAAGAAGUUGCAAGGGGCUACAACCGCAAUGUUCGUGCUUGA
Messenger RNA from Rhododendron vialii, 2448 nucleotides. RefSeq lists its product as uncharacterized. The transcript has 4 exons. Gene Ontology annotation, molecular function: nucleic acid binding; RNA-DNA hybrid ribonuclease activity. Lineage: Eukaryota; Viridiplantae; Streptophyta; Magnoliopsida; Ericales; Ericaceae. Bases 1 to 2448 code for a protein of 815 amino acids. The record is from RefSeq and is a predicted model, not a curated record.